Messenger RNA from Geodia barretti, 462 nucleotides. Lineage: Eukaryota; Metazoa; Porifera; Demospongiae; Tetractinellida; Geodiidae. The record is from the annotation of a GenBank genome assembly.
AUGGAAUGGGAAGAAUCGGCGGGCGCCGGGACCGUGUACUCCUGGGUCGAGGUUGCGCAUCCGGCACAUCCGGCGCUGCGCGAGUUUGGACCGUACGUGGUCGCGCUGGUCGAGUUGGACGACAUGCCCGAGAUCAAGUUGAUCGCGGUCGUUGACGCGCCGCUGGGCGGCACGAUGGAGAUCGGCGCGCGCGUGCGGGUCGUGUCGAACAGACAGCCGAGCGGAUCCUGCGCAGUCCGACUGCUGGCAGAUGGGCUGACGGCUCAAGCGCACGGCCUCGUCGGGCGGCGUUUCGCUUCCACGUCGAGCGUCAGUGACGAUCUCGUGAUGGUCCUGGCCGGCUCGCAGAUGCUGGUCCAGCUCGACGCGACCAUCAUCAACACGGCGCUGCCCGCGAUCAAGCGCGCAUUCGAGCUCUCCGAGGGUCAGUCGCUGUGGUCUGCAGACGCCUACAUGUGGUGA